Messenger RNA from Vigna angularis (adzuki bean), 2951 nucleotides. RefSeq names its product receptor protein kinase-like protein At4g34220. The transcript is spliced from 2 exons. Bases 447 to 2807 code for a protein of 786 amino acids. NCBI's taxonomy places the organism in Eukaryota, Viridiplantae, Streptophyta, Magnoliopsida, Fabales, Fabaceae. Gene Ontology annotation, biological process: protein phosphorylation. The record is from RefSeq and is a predicted model, not a curated record. Gene Ontology annotation, molecular function: ATP binding; protein kinase activity; receptor serine/threonine kinase binding.
GACAGAGAGAGCAGGCACAGCAGUCCCAUAUUACUCACUUUUAUUAUAUUUCCUUCAGUUUGGUUUAGUUCAUUUCGUCUUUAUCAACUGCACAGAGCAGGAGAAUUAUCUUUUCUUUCUGCUACCACUUUCUCUCUGCAACUCAACCCAAUUCCUCCUUGCGUUUCUUUGCACAGUACCCUCGUUUAAUCAUUUUUCGUCCUCUCACUUACAGCCUGUUUGUCUGCCAAACUCUAACAUACAUCCUAGCUACUCCCCAAACUUCUUCCACCGUUACUCCAACCCCCAAAAGCACCAAACUGAUCAAAAGAUUUGGUGAACAAAACAAACAAGUUGUAGUUGGUAACCAUAUCCUUUCACUGUUUGUCUCUGCCCUUCUUUCCUACCUCUUUUUCUACUCUCCAUGAACUUGUAGUUCCCGAUAUGUUACAUCACCCAAGGGAAUCAUGAGCCUUAAUCCUCAGAAUCUCCAUUUCUUGUGGAGGCUCUCAUCGUUUCUUCUUCUACUUCUUCAAUCUGCUACAUCUCAGUCAGUUACAUCUCUUAACUCUGAUGGGAUUCUCCUGCUAAAAUUCAAAUACUCCAUCCUCAGCGACCCUUUGUCAGUCCUAGAAAGUUGGAACUACGAUGAUGCAACGCCAUGUUCAUGGUAUGGUGUUACGUGCAACGAAAUUGGAGUCCCCGGUACCCCUGAUUUGUUCAGAGUAACCAGUUUGACACUUCCCAAUAGCCAACUUUUGGGUUCCAUUUCUGAGAACUUGGGCUUGAUCCAAUACCUUCGCCACAUCGAUCUCUCCAACAAUUUCCUUAAUGGCUCUCUACCCAACACUAUCUUCAACUCUUCCCAGCUGCAAGUACUUUCUCUCUCAAACAAUGUUAUCUCGGGUCAACUAAAUCAGCUGGUUGGAAAACUAACAAACCUUAAAGUUCUCAAUCUCUCUGACAAUGCCUUUGCCGGGUUGAUCCCAGAAAACCUCACUACUCUACCAAACUUAACCGUUGUUUCUCUGAAGAGUAACUACUUCUCUGGUAGUGUCCCAACCGGGUUCAAGUACGUGGAGAUUCUGGAUCUGUCCUCCAACUUGUUAAACGGUUCUUUGCCAGAAGACUUUGGCGGCGAAAGCUUACGCUACAUGAACCUCUCUUACAACAAGAUUUCGGGAACAAUUCCUCCGACAUUCGCCGAACAGAUUCCUGGAAACUCAACGGUGGACCUCUCAUUCAACAAUCUGACAGGGCCGGUACCAGACUCUUCGACUUUGCUCAACCAGAAGACAGAGUUUCUAUCAGGAAAUGCUGAUCUUUGUGGUAAGCCUCUGAAGAUUAUGUGCACCGUUCCCUCUACUGAGUCCACAGCUCCGCCCAACGUCACCACCUCUUCACCAGCCAUUGCUGCCAUACCGAAAAUUGACUCAAACCCUUCAACAAACACAACAGGAACCCCCACCAGUUCUCAGAAUGUAUCACCAAGUGGCCUAAAACCUGCCACCAUAGCAGCAAUUGUGGUGGGAGACUUGCUUGGCAUGGCCCUUUUGGCCCUAGUCAUUCUCUUCGUCUACCAACAGAGAAAGAAAAGAUAUUCGGAUCCAAAUCCAAAUUCAAAACGAGACACUAAUGCUGCUUCUGGUAACAACUCAGAAAAGAAAUACGAAACUGUUUCACGACAAGAUGCAGAUGCAAAAACAGUAACUCCUUCACUUCCUUGUUCCUGCUUAACAAUCAAAGAAGAAGAAACCUCAGAGGCAACUAGCUCCGACAGUGACCGCGAGAGCAACACCGCAGUGGACAUCAUGGCAGCACAAAACGGGAACCUUCCGAAACAAGGCACUCUUGUAACCGUUGACGGGGAAACAGAUUUGGAGCUUGAGACUCUGCUUAAGGCUUCAGCGUAUAUUCUGGGAAACAGCCGCGUCAGCAUUGUCUACAAGGCAGUGCUAGAGGAUGGGAGAGCCUUUGCCGUUAGAAGGAUCGGUGAGUGUGGGAUUGAGAGAAGGAAGGACUUUGAGAACCAAGUACGUGCCAUUGCAAAGCUUCGCCAUCCCAAUUUGGUUAAGGUUCGCGGCUUCUGCUGGGGUCGAGAUGAUAAACUCCUGAUAUGUGACUACGUCCCCAAUGGCAGCCUCGCCACCAUUGAUCACAGAAAAUCAGGUUCGUCCCCUCUGAACUUGUCCCUGGAGAUACGGUUGAAGAUAGCAAAAGGGGUGGCACGAGGGUUGGUCUUCCUUCACGAGAAGAAGCACGUGCAUGGCAAUGUUAGACCUGGCAACAUCCUGCUAAACUCGGAAAUGGAAGCCAUCAUAAGCGAUUUUGGGCUGGACCGGCUCCUCCUGAACGAUGUGACCCACAGAGCAAACGGUUCGGCUAGACAACUAAUGGCGAGCCAAAGAAGCCAGCAAGACCUGCCAUGUGGUUCAAGUCCCUUCGCAGCAAUGGGAUCAUCGUCGAGUGGUGCGGGCCACAUAAUGCCCUAUCAAGCCCCAGAGUCACUUGAGAACAUCAAACCCAGUCACAAAUGGGACGUGUACUCUUUUGGAAUGGUGUUGCUGGAGCUUCUAACCGGGAGGGUUUUCCUGGAGCGGGAGUUGGAGCAGUGGAACGAACCGGGUUUGGUGGAGGAGGAGCAGAACCGGGUUUUGAGAAUGGCUGACGUAGCAAUAAAAUCUGAAAUAGAAGGGAGGGAGAAUGUGGUAGUGGCAUGGUUCAAGUUGGGGCUUAGCUGUGUCUCUCAUGCCCCGCAAAAGAGACCCUCCAUGAAAGAGACUCUACAAAUCUUAGACAAGAUCCAUGCUGCUGCUCCACUCAAUUAAUUCUUCUUCAUAAUGAUGUCACCGAUGUGUUCCACACACACCCUGUUUUUAGAUCAAGGUGUUUGUUCAUCCUUUUCCGUCUUUUGUUGACUUGAAUUAGCAUCAACACAGGAAAAUAUUAGAGACAAGUGUUUGUUUAUGCAA